AUGGCCAAGAGUGUCGACUUUUCAAACAAACUCAGUGAUCCAUGUUGCUAUCACUGGGGAUAUGAGAACUACCGAGCAUGUCCUGUGUGCGUACGGGCUCACGAACUACGAACUUGCGAUGGCGAAACAUUCGUCAGCUUCCAUCUCUGCGAGAGACAUGCUGAAACACGCUACAAGGGCAACAUGGAAGACUGGAUGUUGACAUACGUUCGGACGUUGGUGCACCCUUAUUACUCUCCGAUCUAUUCCCAAGACACAACCUGCAAAAAACCAGGCAUGGAGAUUAGCCUCUCUACCAAUGAUCGACCUCCCUUUGACCGGAACAACCCUGCCGAGUGCUGGGAUCAGCUGUCCAAGUCGCAGCAGAAGAAUAGAAAAAGGAGGCGGCCUAAGCUUACUGCGCCAGCGGUUUUGGUUUUCCCAGAACCAAAGGUCACAUGGGCCCAUGCCAAAGGAUGUUUCCACUCCGACAAGCCGGACGUGGUGAUCAAGAACAAGGACGAAGUCGAGCUUAUGGACCAAUUCGCAAAACAGCGUCUGCAGAAUAUCAAUGACCUUCUGAACGGGCCCAUUGAUGCCAUUCUGGACGAUCAUAUGCGACAAUCUCGUGACCUCAUCUACAACCGUAUCGCACAAGAAGAGCGCGAAGACAAACUCUAUCAUGACGAGGAACUCAGCCGUGAAUAUGAAGCAUUCUCUGGUGUUGAGGUCAAUAAUCCUCUGAUCGACCCCAACGACAGCGCUCAGGUUGAUGAGGUCGGUGGUGACGACCGGAUCGCCGAUAACAAGAAAACCAGUGGACAGAAUCGGGACAAGAAGAAGGUCCAUCCUCUGAUCCAGGCCUUCGAGGAAGAUGCGAAAAAGUAUCUCGUCUGGGAAAAGGCUCGUCUUGAAGCACUGAUCCCGCUCAGCUCUGUGGCCAAGGCCUUCUAUUUCAAGCGUUGUAAUGGCGAAUACCGAAAUGGCGUGCAAGAUAUCUUGGUCAGAAAGGAACCAGUGCUUGACCCGGAGUGUCGGUUGACUACCGAUCCAACUCAGACUGAGGCUGCGAAUCCAGCGGAAAUAACGGAGACGAAAACAUACAACGAUGGAUCAGUGGUUCCAGCAACAUCAUCUUCGAAGGACGUCGACACUCGAGAUACAAAAGGCCAUAUCGACAAUCCAUCGGUAUCCAGCUCGGAAGUGACUACUGUUGCCAUAGGGCAUGCCACUGUGUCUGGAGCAGAUCUCGGCGCAGUUGACCCAGGCAAUACAGAACCACAUACUAUCACAGCCUCUGCUGAGCCUGGGCCUGCUUCUGUGUCUGCUAAAGAAAUCACCACAACCGCACCUACUACGACAACAAGAUCUGCUGCAGAGACCGUGUCUGAGACUGAGCCUGGGACUUUUCACACAGCGGCAACCGAAUUCCCAUCGUCCGUGUCAUCAUCACCAUGGGUCCCUAUUUCUCUCGAGACCAAAAAUUUCGGUUACGCAGUGCUCAAACCGUCCCGCGAACCCGGGGAGUUUUACAAUCGAGAGCUGUUGUACACGUUCCCCCAAGCUGAAGCUGGUACGACUGCUACUUCUGAUCAUGUCAAGGAGGGUGAAAUCGAAGGUGAGGCCGAACCAAUCUUCACAGCCGAAGCUUUCCACAGUUUACCACCACGUCCGCCAUUCAAGUUUACGACACGAUACCUCUUGGAUUUGGAGGAUGAUAUCGUGCAGAUGAGGGAGAAGCAAGGUCGAGAGAAAGUUCAUGGUUCCAGUAAUUCUAGAUUCGGGUUUAAAUUCGGAUUUAAAUCUGGAUCUAAAUCUGGUAUUGGAUCUGGAUCUGGUUCUGGAUAUGGACAAGAUCAAGGUCAAGGUCAGCCCGACAAGCUCGACGAACAUCUCAUCAAAAGCGCAUGGUAUGCCCAUCGUCGCGAAAUGGCUGCUGCUUCGGUCUUCGAGGCGGAGAAGUGGAUCGUCAGGGAUCCGGAUUGGAUCUGCCAUUCUCGUGGCUGA
This is a messenger RNA of Exophiala dermatitidis NIH/UT8656, 1986 nucleotides long. RefSeq lists its product as uncharacterized. Bases 1 to 1986 code for a protein of 661 amino acids. The transcript has 3 exons. Lineage: Eukaryota; Fungi; Ascomycota; Eurotiomycetes; Chaetothyriales; Herpotrichiellaceae. The record is from RefSeq and is a predicted model, not a curated record.